UUCAUAUUUUCCUCGGCUGCCCUCUGCCUGGAAUUUGUAUUUGAACACAUUUUGCACCGUUCUAACGAAUAUAUUGGAUUUAUUUGAAACGGACUACAUGAAAUGCAAAAGUCAUUUUUGAACCGUUGCUUGAAUGCGUUGUGGAUACCAGAGAAGGACACCGUAUCAGUGCCAGAUAGGUAGACAGGGGCUUUCUGUUCCAAUGCAGAUGACCGAAUUCAAUGACUAAGUCCUUGUCUCCGGAAUAGAGCCUCAUCGCAGUUCCCAUUCUUGUUUCUGUGUGACAUAUUGGGCGAAUCUCGAUAUAUGAAACCUGUCGUCUGUCUGGAUGUAUGUCUUUAAGCACGGCCGUUCCUUUCUGCUGUCAACUCGGAUGAGAGUUCCUCGCUGGCGCCGCUUUAAAAAACCUAUUGCCGCCUCAGUCUGUCUUUCGUCCAGGGCACUGUCGAAUCCUUCAUUGUAAGAAGAGAGGCGCAAAGUUGGGCGCUGUACACCGGCCAUCUCGUGAUCGAUCCGACGAUUCUUGAAAUGAAAGGAUCUGGGAGAGGCAGAGGAAGGAGCGCAGCUAUGGAGGGUCUGCUCCUCUGUCUGGCACUGCUGGUCGGGUCGGUGUCCGCCAUGCUGUGUCCCAAGCGCUGCACCUGCCAGAACCUGCUGCCCUCCUACACCGUCCUCUGCGCCAAGACCGGCCUGCUCUUUGUGCCGCCCAACAUCGACCGCCGCACGGCCGAGCUCCGCCUGAUGGACAACUUCAUCACCACGCUGCGGCACCGGGACUUCGCCAACAUGUCCAGCCUCAUCCACCUCACACUCUCACGCAACACCAUCAGCCAGAUCCGGCCGUACGCCUUCGCCGACCUGCAGGACCUGCAUGCCCUGCACCUGGACAGCAACCGGCUGACGGUGCUGGAUGACACGCACUUCCAGGGCCUGGUCAACCUACGGCACCUGAUCCUCAGCAACAACCAGCUGCAGCGCAUCACCGAGGGAGCCUUCCAGGACUUCCUGGAGACACUGGAGGACCUGGACCUCUCCUACAACAACCUGGUGGACAUCCCCUGGGAGACAGUGGGCAUGCUGGUGAGCGUCAACACCCUCAGCCUGGACCACAACCUCAUCGAGUUCGUGCCCGAGGGCAUCUUCUCCAACCUGCACAAGCUGGCGCGCCUGGACAUGACGUCCAACAAGCUGAAGAAGAUCCCACCUGACCCGCUCUUCCUGCGCAUCCCCGUCUACGCCAAGAUGAAGGGCUCGCCGCUCACGGCGCUGGUGCUCAGCUUCGGCGGCAACCCGCUGCACUGCAACUGCGAGCUGGUGUGGCUCCGGCGGCUGACCCGCGAGGACGACCUGGAGACCUGCGCCUCGCCCCGCGAGCUCGCCGGCAAGUACUUCUGGACCAUCCGCGAGGAGGAGUUCGUCUGCGAGCCGCCCAUGAUCACGCGCCACACCUCCAAGAUGUUCGUGAUGGCAGGCCAGGAGGUGAGCCUGCGCUGCAAGUCGGUGGGCGAUCCCGAGCCCUCCACGCACUGGGUGAGCCCUGACGGCAAGCUGAUCGGCAACACCUCGCGCACCGUCUGCUACGAGAACGGCUCGCUGGACAUCCUCACCACCACCGUCAAGGACUCGGGCGUCUUCACCUGCAUCGCCUCCAACGCGGCCGGCGAGGCCACCGCCCCCGUGGAGCUGGUGGUCAACCCCUCGCCCCACUACGACCCCAAGUUGGAGCCCGAGCCGGGCCCAUCCGACAUCCCCACCUCCAUCAAGUCCAACGCCAGCGGCGGCCACCCCCGCCUGGACCAGCAGCGCGUCAGCGUGUCCGAGCUCACCUCGUCCUCGGCCACCAUCCACUGGCCGCCGCAGAACCAUAUCCCGGGGGUGCGCAUGUACCAGAUCCAGUACAACAGCUCCACAGACGACAUCCUCAUCUACAGGAUGAUCCCAGCGUCGCACAAGCUCUUCCUGCUGAGCGACCUGGCCUCCUCUCGGGACUACGACCUGUGCGUGCUGGCAGUGUACGACGACGGCAUCACCGCGCUCACCGCCACCCGCCUGGUGGGCUGCGUGGCCUUCACCACCGAUCGCGAGUACCGCCAGUGCCGUUCCAUCCACGACCAGUUCCUGGGCGGCACCAUGAUCAUCAUCAUCGGCGGCAUCAUUGUGGCCUCCGUGCUGGUCUUCAUCUUCAUCCUCCUCAUGAAGUACAAGCUGCACAACAACCACUACAAGCAGAAGGCGGCCCGCGUCAGCAACAUGUGCUCCCAGACUAACGGGAGCCAGGGCACGGGGGCCCCACCCCCACCGCCACCUUCCUCCGCCAGCUCGGCCGGCAAGUCCCUCCCACCACCAGGGGGUGACAGGGUGCCACACGAGCAGGCCCAGGUGCAGGAGGGCUAUGGAAGCCCCCUCAGAGGGACCACCGUGGUGGACUUGAACCCAGAGUACAGGAAGACGGCCACGGAUGAGGACACCAUAUCACAAUAACACAGGGACCUCCUUGCUUUUUAUUUCUGGAGCUCAGGUCCCUCUGCCUUACUGAGGAUUAUCUGGUGUCCAAGGCACAGACCUCGUUUCAAGAGUGGAAGCCUAAAGAGACUGAAUGAAUGGGAUUGAAGAUUUAAAAAAAAAAAAAAACACUGGGAUCUAAGCUCAGUACAUGGAAUAGCUGCGUUCAAUCCUUAUGCAAUUCAAUUCAGGAACCUUGGAUAUAACACAUCUUGAAAGUAUGGAGGGGUGGCCAAAGGAAACCAAAAACAACCACUGUCGGGAAAGCGGUAUGAGCCUGUCGCAGAGAAAACUGCAGUAGAAACAAGCCUCGCUAUCCGGGAAUAAUGGCUGUGUACACGUUUUCUCAGUUGUCGACACUUGCGGAACACAGGAUGGUUUUGAUGACCUGUUAUUGGUUUCUUCAUGAAAGCGCCGUCACUUGGUGCUGACAUGCCAAAGGAAUACAAUGAAGGAGGUCAGUCAAUUCAUUUCAGCUUGGAGGACGUAAAAAACGCAAGCACACCUGAGCAGUUGUGAAGCACCGGUGUUGAAAUAUUGUACAGAGUGAACUCUAGGGCACUUUAUAAUCUGUUCUUUUCUCUCUGUCUUUCUCUCUUUGGAUAACUAAAUACUAUGCUCACAAAUGUUGUGAUGGAAAAAUUCAUAAUUGUGGGGAAAAAAAAACUGGACUAUUUUAUACUGGAUUUACAAAUGUGGCGUUUGUCUCAAAUUGUGUCUUCAACAUGAUUAUAAGAAAAUAGCCUACCAGAAUUUGGUUUGACGAAGCGAACUCUUUGAGCUCAAAUACUCGUUCCCAAAAAGCUAGCAGUAUUCUGUUACUGAACUUAAGCUAAAUGGUCAGAAAGACAUGCUGGUUGUCGUUUUGCAUUGUCGUUUUUUUUUUUUUUUUUUUUCAAUUU
Molecule: messenger RNA, 3404 nt
Organism: Megalops cyprinoides (Indo-Pacific tarpon)
Lineage: Eukaryota; Metazoa; Chordata; Actinopteri; Elopiformes; Megalopidae
Exons: 4
Coding region: 529-2481 (650 amino acids)
Molecular function (GO): protein binding
Source: RefSeq, a predicted model, not a curated record